AUGGAUGUGGAUAUGACGCUGUGGGACCCAGGGAGGAACCCGGCAGGAAAGAUACUCUCACUGGACAGGCAAGGGGCGAAAAAAGUGCUGGAAAUCUACGUCAGGCGCUCGCUGAGCUGCUGCGAGAACUCCCUGGCUGCUAAGAAAAGAUUUCAGGAGAGAGCUGGAGGGCGAGGGAAGAAGGCAGCCGGACUGCAAAGGUCAGAAAGCGACUUCUGCAAUUAUUCAUGCUCCAAAAUCAGCCUGAAGAAGGACCAGGAGGAGGAACCCAAAACAUCAGAUUGGGAAGAAGCUCUAAAUAAAAAGAGCAAAGCAUCAGCUCUGGGGAACUCCAUGAAAGAGGAGUCAGAGCACAAGGGGAAAAGCAGCAAGAGUUCCUCCCAGGGGAAAACCCAACACGGCUGGUUCAAAAGUUUCUUAAACUUCCUCUUCAAGAAGAAUUCUGAUGACCAGAAGGAAAAUGCAGGGCAAAAGGCAAAGGAAAAAGAUAUCAAAGCUCCUCACAGCACCAAAACCGAAGCGGCUAAAAGACCUGGAAGAGAUAUGAACACAUGCCCGCCACUGGGUAAACCUCUGAAAAAGAGACCCAGCCUCAAGAGGGUUUUCUCGUUUAAGAAGCAUGCUGCCAUGGAGGAGGAACGGGGUGAGGCAGGAGCAGAAGCGAAAGCCAGGAGACCCAACCGCCUUCUGGUGAGGCACAUCCAGAGACCAGCCUCACCAGGUGGGACCCGGCCCCUGUGUCCUCACCUCUCAGGAGGAUGGGCGAUGCAGAUGGGAGCUAAAUUUACAGACCAGCCUGACUGCUACUACGCACAAGUCUCUGAAGAGAUAGGGCUGAUAGUCCACGGCAGCGAAAGCCAGGGGAACAGCGAGCGCAGUUUCAAAGAGCUGCAGGGACCGGCUAGCGCGGAUGGAGUUGAGGAAGCCAUCAGAAAAAUCGUUGCCCUCCUCCAGAGUGCAGGAGAUGAGCUGGACAAGAAGGUAAAGGAAGAUGCACGACUACGGAUGUUUUUCAAAGAAAUGUCCUACAGCUCCUUCAAGAACUUGGCUGAUGCCUAUGUCAGCAAGGAAAUGACAGCCAGCAGGCCCAACAUUAACCCUGAAGAAAUCCAGUUUGCCUUUGCUGUGCACCUCACUGCCAAGGUAGCAGGCAUCUGUAACCAGGCAGUAAACAGGAUCAUGGGCUUUGGCACGCGAUAUUUGGAAGAUUCGUUUGCACCGUUGUCCUACAGCCAAAUUCUUCAGGUAGUAUGGCACCAGGCCAGGGAGGGGAUCACAACACAGCUGGCCUGUGGGAUCCUGUCCCCAAGUCUCGACUUUUACAGCAGGUUGGCCAUCUCCCAUCUGUCCUUGCGGAUGGACGAUUGUCCUGGUGCAGCCCAGCCUCAUCGUCCCCUGCCUCUUAUCCUGGCGCUGGCGCUGGCUCCGAUGCAGCAGCCGGGCUCAGUCUGCCAGGCUUUCUCCCUGCUACAGAGCCCAGGAACUGUUUUGGCUAGGUGA
Messenger RNA from Struthio camelus australis, 1500 nucleotides. The record is from RefSeq and is a predicted model, not a curated record. Lineage: Eukaryota; Metazoa; Chordata; Aves; Struthioniformes; Struthionidae.